Molecule: messenger RNA, 2139 nt
Organism: Phaethon lepturus (White-tailed tropicbird)
Lineage: Eukaryota; Metazoa; Chordata; Aves; Phaethontiformes; Phaethontidae
Gene: C1R
Product: complement component 1, r subcomponent
Exons: 11
Coding region: 1-2139 (712 amino acids)
Biological process (GO): zymogen activation; complement activation
Cellular component (GO): extracellular region; blood microparticle
Molecular function (GO): serine-type endopeptidase activity; calcium ion binding
Source: RefSeq, a predicted model, not a curated record
AUGGACGCGCACGUUCCUUUUCUCCUGUGGGCCUUCCUCUGUUUUGGAGUGAUCAGUUCCAGUCCAGUCCCAAGAAAGCUUUUUGGGGAGAUCAGAUCCCCUAGUUAUCCUAAGCCAUACCCCAACAAUAACAUCAGCAUUUGGGAUAUACACGUCCCCAAAGGCUAUGUGGUGAAGCUGACCUUCAGAUAUUUUGACCUGGAGCCAUCUGAGUCCUGCUUCUAUGAUUAUGUUAAGAUCAAAGCAGACAAGAAGAACUUGGGCCGAUACUGUGGCCGGCUGGGGUCAACCACAGGCAAUCACCCUGGAAGAAAGGAAUUUGUAUCUAAGGGGAACAGGAUGCACCUAGCAUUCCAUUCUGAUUUCUCUAACGAAGACAAUGGCACAGUGAUUCCCUAUAGGGGCUUCAUGGCCUAUUACCAAGCUGUGGAUCUUGAUGAAUGUGACCCUAACAGUGCUGCUGAGAAAGAUGAAAGACCUCAGUGUCAGCACUUCUGCCAUAACUAUGUGGGUGGCUACUUCUGUUCUUGCCGGACUGGCUACCAACUUCAGAGUGACCACCACUCCUGCAAAGUGGAGUGCAGCAGUGAGCUGUUCACAGAGGCAUCUGGGUACCUGAGCAGCCCUGAGUACCCUCAGCCCUAUCCUGAAGACCUCCAGUGUAACUACAGCAUCCGUCUGCAAAAGGGCCUGUCUAUCAUCCUCAAGUUCUUGGAACCCUUUGAGAUUGAUGAACACCAGCAAGUCCACUGUCCUUAUGACCAGCUCAAGAUCCAAGCACAAGGGAGAGAGAUUGGUGAAUUCUGUGGCAAGGAGUCACCUGGAAGCAUUGAAACCAACAGCAAUGUGGUGGACAUACUCUUCCUCACCGAUGAGUCAGGGUUCAGCCGUGGCUGGAAGAUCCACUACACCUCAGAGAAAAUACGGUGCCCACAGCCUGUCCCACGGGAUCAGUUUACCAUCAUCAGAGACCUGCAGCCCAUCUAUCAAUUUCAGGACUAUUUCAUUGUUAGCUGCAAGACUGGAUAUAACCUGAUGGAGGGCAAUCGAAAGCUGCUCUCCUUUACGGCUGUGUGCCAGGCUGAUGGGACAUGGCAUCAAUCCAUGCCCCGCUGUGAGAUUGUGAACUGUGGCAACCCUACAGACCUGACCAAUGGGGCAUUCAGCUAUGUUAACAAACCUGCAAACAACAACUACCAGUCAGUGAUCACAUACCAAUGCAAUGAGCCAUAUUAUCACAUUGUCACUGGAACAGGCGGUGACAGAUUCACCUGCUCUCCUGAGGGAACCUGGGUGGAUCAAGAUGGCCAGGUGAGGAUUCCUGCCUGCUUGCCAGUGUGUGGGAAACCGGUCAAUCCCAUUACUGAAGUCCAGCGGAUCUUGGGCGGCAAGUCAGCAAGGAGAGGCAGUUUCCCUUGGCAGGCUCUGACUGGCAUCCAUGGACGUGGGGGUGGUGCACUCCUGGGUGAUCGCUGGAUCCUGACCGCUGCCCACACCAUCUUCCCCAAAGGGGCAGGAGGCAACAAUGUAAGUCUGGACCAGCUAGCAGAGGAGGCUAACGUUUUCCUCGGCCACACCAAGGUAGAAGAGCUCCACAAGAUGGGUAACCACCCUGUACGUAGGAUCUUUAUCCAUCCAGAUUACAGCCCUAAAGAUGAGCACAACUUCAAUGGGGACAUAGCGCUGCUGGAGCUGAAACACCCAGUAACUCUGGGCCCUACAAUACUGCCUGUCUGUCUCCCAGAUACUACCAACACCACGUUCUACAUGGAUGGGUACGUGGGCUACGUGAGCGGCUUUGGUGUGGAAAAAAACUUUAUUUCAAAUGAUUUGAAGUAUAUGAGCCUACCAGCGGUUGCUCAAGAGAAGUGUCAGAGUUGGCUGGACAGUAAGAAGAGAGAUAUACCUAUGGUUUUUUCUGAGAACAUGUUCUGUGCUGGCUUCCUUACAGUCAAACGGGAUACCUGCCAGGGGGAUAGUGGGAGCGUCUUCACAGUGUUAGACACAGAAAGUGGUCGCUGGGUUGCUACUGGUAUUGUUUCUUGGGGUAUUGGCUGUGCCGAAGGUUAUGGCUUCUACACGAAGAUCCUCAACUAUUUGGACUGGAUCAAAGGGAUAGUAAGGGAGGAUAGGCUGUAA